CAAAUUCAACUCAAUCCGAACCUCAAUGACUCCAAAUCAAAGAACUGAAGCAUAUUUGGAAUGUUUAAGCCAUAAUUUGGAUUACCAAAUGGUUUCCAAACAUAACAUGCUUAUAAUCGAAUUGAGUGGCUAGACGAGACUAAUCCAACGAGCCCACAAUUGCCGAAUUCUGAUAUCACUAAGACAUUUAAAUGCCCAAUAAAUAGUCCACGAUCAAGAUAUUCAACAUUGGCAGUCCAUUCAAAUCACUCUCAAUUUAAUUUCCUAUUCAUUUACAUUUUUUUUCUUGAUUGAUAUUAGUUUAAUCCUGUAUUGAUUUGGUCUUAAAAAGAUUUUAUAUUUUUUUGUGCAAUGAGAUUUUUAAUAUCAGUAUUUAGUUAAUAUAUUGAACCCGUUCUAGCAGAAAUCAAGUGAUUUGAUAAUUAGAAGUCAUUUUGUGAAGGAAAAAAAUAAACUAAUUCACUAUCAAAUUUUUAUCAUUUUUAAAGCUGAUUAUUUCGGUCCUAAGUCUGGAUGUAAAAAGUUGUAGGAAAAUUAAAAAAAAUAAUUUAGGCCCCCCCUAAAGACAUUUUUUGGCUCCGCCACUGCUAGAGAGUAAAGAUGGCAGGUGGCAUGGGAGUGAACAAGGACAAGUUCAUAGAGGACUGGAAUCACGCUAGGGAGAACCUACAGCUAACCUUCCAUUGGAGUCGCCGCAACCUAGCGAUCUCUGGAUUCUUUGGCGUGGCUGUUCCCAUUCUCGUUUACACGGGCAUCGUGAAUGAAUUUCACAUGCAGGAUGAGAACUGGGGAAGACCACCGAGGAAAUUCCUGUGAGGGGAUUUCAUUGGAUGAGGUUUUUCAGUUUCUUUUGGAAUAAUGGUAAUUUUGACUUGGCAGAAUUUGGUCGUUUAAUGACAUGAUAAGAAAGAUAUUGAAGCUUGUUUGGCUAUUGGCAGCUUCUUUUUACAUUGAAUUGUUGUUUUUGAUAAGGAACCUGGGAAUGAGGCUUUUGUAACUGAUGAUAAAGCCAUGCUACUUUAAAUCUCAUAUGCGUAUUGUGUCA
Dendrobium catenatum is the source of this 1045-nucleotide messenger RNA. RefSeq lists its product as uncharacterized. The record is from RefSeq and is a predicted model, not a curated record. The transcript is spliced from 2 exons. NCBI's taxonomy places the organism in Eukaryota, Viridiplantae, Streptophyta, Magnoliopsida, Asparagales, Orchidaceae. The coding region runs from base 601 to 816 and encodes 71 amino acids.